Radiomyces spectabilis is the source of this 1140-nucleotide messenger RNA. RefSeq names its product coiled-coil domain-containing protein 55-domain containing protein. Bases 1 to 1140 code for a protein of 379 amino acids. Gene Ontology annotation, biological process: regulation of alternative mRNA splicing, via spliceosome. The transcript has 3 exons. The record is from RefSeq and is a predicted model, not a curated record. Lineage: Eukaryota; Fungi; Mucoromycota; Mucoromycetes; Mucorales; Radiomycetaceae.
AUGAAAUUUGGACUAAACAUUUCUGCCAAAAAGGCUAAACCCAUGUUCCAAGCCAAACGAUCUGCGUUUGGGCAGCAAGACGACAGUGAAAGUGAACACGAAGACAUUGAGUCAUCCGAUGCGCGAUCAAAGACCAAGAAAAAAGAACGCCAACAGGUCAAUCAGCAAUUGGCGAGCUUGAAAACAACCAAUAAAAAGAUCACAGAAGAACAUGCCAAGGCGCUGGAAGAAGACCCAAAUAUCUUUGACUACGAUGCGGUGUACGAUGAUCUCAAAGAAGUGGAGCGAAAAAAGAAGGAAACCCUCAAAGGCAAAGAGGAUAAACGGCCAAAAUAUAUCCAAGGACUGUUGGAAAUGGCCGAGAUCCGAAAACGCGAUCGAUUACUAGCAGAAGAGAAAAAGGUGGCCCGAGAGCGAGAAGCGGAAGGAGAAGAAUUUGCAGGACGAGAAGUCUUUAUGACCGAAGCAUUCAAGAAACACAAAGCAGAGUUGGAGCGAAUCGAAGCUGAGGAGAAAAAACGUGAAGAGGAAAUGGAGAAGAAUAAGACCAUGACAUCGUUUUACAAACGGAUGCUCGACAAAAAAGAAGCACUACACAAUGCACUUAUGGAUGAGAUGAAUAAGAAAGAAUCGUCAUCGGCUGAGAAGCAAAAGAAACUUGAACAAGGAGAAAAACAAUUGGAUGAAGAUCUCCAGUUACUGGAGCAAGCACGACGAGAAGGCAAAUCGGUGACGUUGAACGAUAACAACGAAAUUGUCGAUAAGCGUGAACUGCUAGGUGCAGGUUUAAAUGUUGCAAAACCCAAGUUUGGUUCGUUUGGUUCACUGGCUUCAUCGGACGAACGCAUCCGCGAGCGACAACUGGAAUACGAAGAGUAUAAGCGAAAGAAGGUGGCGGAAUAUGAAGCGCGACGACGACAGGGCCGUGGUGACGAACGUGAACGCCUGAGUCAGGAAGUGGAACGCCAGAUGUUGGCUAACAAACAGAAGGAGGAAGAAGAAGCGAGAAAGAAACAAGAAGAAUUUGAACAAAAGGUAGCCGCCAAACGAACCACCGAUGAAGCGGCCAUGAGUGCCAAAGAACGUUACUUGGCGCGCAAAAAGCAAAAGAUGGAAGAGACCAAAGGCGUUUCCUCAUAA